Venturia canescens is the source of this 1656-nucleotide messenger RNA. RefSeq names its product kxDL motif-containing protein CG10681. Bases 651 to 1265 code for a protein of 204 amino acids. Gene Ontology annotation, cellular component: BORC complex. The transcript has 4 exons. Gene Ontology annotation, biological process: lysosome localization. The record is from RefSeq and is a predicted model, not a curated record. Lineage: Eukaryota; Metazoa; Arthropoda; Insecta; Hymenoptera; Ichneumonidae.
GAAACAUUGCCAAAUCAAACAUGCAGUGACAUUAUGUCGUUGGAAUUGAAAGCCAUCCAUUUUACCGACAGUAAGUAACAAAAGAUUCAUCGAAAAUCAUUUCGAAUAUGUGAAAUAUUUUCUCCAAGUGAUUCGACGGCAGAUGGACAAUUUUGAAAAUCGUUUACGAAUAUGAACUACGAACAAUGAAAGACUGAAAAUUUUUUGUAAAAUAAAUGAAGAAUUGUAGCGUUAUCGGUAAAAUAACUCCCUGUCCGUUGUAUUCCGGCAGCUUUGGUCAAUAUGAUAUAUAUAAUGACGAACGGGGGGGUGUGAAAAAUAAUCGAUUUUUGUCUCCAGUCAUGAAACACACGCCGCAAGUGGCGAAAUUGUGAGCUGUCAGUUUUCAUUUCGUGGAGAAUCGAACGAAAUAAUCAAUGUUGACAUAAUUGUUAUAAUUAUGUCGUUGUUUUACUUAAAAAUGGAAUAUUCCGAGAGGAAAACAGACACCUGUGAAGUACAUUGCGAAAAUAAAAAUGGUUCCAGAUAAUAGCAUAAGACGACUGUACUAGAUUCAGUCGUUUUUUCAAUAAUAUAAUAAAACAAGCUGUCAGGAAUUUUUUUUUCACACCCAUCGCGAAAAUAAAACUGUUCAGUCGUAUUGGCGAGCUAUGGCAGCCGCUCAAGGAACCCCGGAAUCCGAUGCUGGUAGCUUUGAAUGUUUUCAAAAUUACACAGCUCCAGAAGUUUUCGUUCAAGGACUUGCAGGCAUCGUCGAUCAACAAGAUGUCGAGUCCAUGAUACGUGCUCAAAAACAAAUGCUUCAGCGUUUUGAAAAGACAAACGAAAUGCUGACAAACUGCAACCAACUGUCAGUUAAUAGGCUGAAAUCGGCAGGAGUAGAAUUUAAAAAGCACACCGCUCUCUUGGCAGAAAUGAAACGAGAUUUGGAUCACAUAUUCAAGAGAAUACGUAUCGUCAAAAAUAAACUCAGCCAACAGUAUCCUCAAGCUUUCAAUGAGGCGGUGAGGAGCAGUUUGGCGGAAGAAGUGAUGGUAGAAGAUUUGGACCAAGGUCCGAAACCCCUGGAGCCAGAAGUGGUGCCUCUGCCUGUUCCUGUUUCCGGUAUAAAUGAUGGCGAUCCAGAUUCAGACGUUCCAGUCGAGGAGUUUCAGUUCGCAAAGCUGCGCAAAAGACGGAUUAAAAGCAACGACAGCUCCUCAACCGAGAGCAACAACGAGCACAGUAACGCUGACGACUCGUCCUGCACUUCGGACACGCCAUGAAUCCAUCACAUGAUUUUUCAUUAACAGAAAAACAGUCAGAAAUGAAAAAGAUGAAAAAACUAAAAUGUUCUCGGGAAAUCGAUUGAAAAAAGAAAGAUAAUUUCAUGAGGCAAAACGGAGAAACGAAUGACGAAUGGAAAAGAGAAAGAAAAACAAAGAAAUUAUACGCGCGAAUGACCACGAAAUAUUGUCACUGAAUUAAAAAGUGCUGAACUGAACAAAAGUGGACUAAAAUGAGCCAGAGAGAUUGAGACGACGAACAACCCAAGUCCUCGUCUGACCGAGUGUACCUGUAUAAUUUGUAAGGCUGCACGUGGGUGUAUUAUAACGAAACAUUGAAAGCAUAAUAAAUAACAAAUGUGUAAAUACAUAAAAUUUUAAAAAGAUUAAA